CUAAACAAAAUCAAAACAAACAUAAUGUUGGCAGACUUGUCGAAAACGUCGGUGGAGUUUGCUGUUCAGUCUGCAGGUUACUUUUUUUUUAAUUAAAAAAAAAAAGUGGUCGUAAACGUUGUUUAAGGAGGGUGAAUCCAGCCCACAUAUUUAUUGCAGCCGCUGAAAAAAAAUCUCCUCAAUAUCCCCCAAGAUGGCCGCCGAUGUAGGAUCGAUGUUUCAAUAUUGGAAGAAAUUUGAUCUACGGCGGCUCCAGAGGGAGCUAAACUCUGUAGCCUCGGAGCUGGCGGGUCGACAAGAGGAGAGCGAACAUUCCCACAAGCACCUGGUGGAGCUGAGCAGGGAGUUCAAGAGAAAUGUGCCCGAGGAGGUCCGGGACAUGGUGGCACCUGUUCUCAAGAGUUUCCAAGCCCAGGUGGUUGCUCUGAACAAGCGCAGUAAGGAGGCAGAGUCUGCGUUCCUGGGAAUCUACAAACAGCUCAUCGAGGCCCCAGAUCCGGCUCCUGUUCUGGAGGCCUCUCAGUCCCUGGAGGAACGGCUGCAGCAGCUUCAGAGUUUGGCCCCAGACGGCAAGGCCUUGGUGCGAGAGAUCAGCGGGCACUGGAAGAAACACCUGGAGUGCCUUAAAAACACAGACAGUCUGGCGGUCGCAGGAGCAGCUGUGAAAGAGGAGGCUACAGAGUCCAGCUCUCCGGCCUCUGCGAUGACCCCCAACAGCACGCCGGCCCCUGGGGCCCCGGGCUCCCCGCAGCAGAACUACCAGGGCCGGGCCGAGGAUGGAGGGGAGGAGGAGGAGGAGAAAGGGGAGAGCUCUGAUGUUAGUUUGGCUGACAAAUUAUCAGAGGCCAAGGAGAAGAUCAAAGUUCUACAUUCGUCUUUAAACACCGCACAGACAGAGCUGCUGGACCUGCGGUGCAAAUACAACCAGGAGAUGGCAAACAAGGCAGCUGAAAUUGACACCAUCAUGACGAACCUUGAAAAGGCGAACCAGAGAGCAGAGAUGGCUCAGAGGGAAGUGGAGAGGCUAAAGGAGCAGUUGGCCACCGGGCAGGGUGUCGCCACAGCGAGCAGCCAUCCAGCAGAGGGCACCAGCAAGGACAAGAACAACAAGGGGGAGGUGUCGCCCUCCCAGCUGGAAGCCGUCUUGUUGGCCAAAGACCGCGAAAACCUCCGUCUCCUUGAAAAUAUUCAGCGGUUGCAGUUCACACUACAGGAAGUCCAGGAGACCUCAGCUAAUCAGAUGUUGGAGCUGGAACGUCAGCUGGCUUAUAAGACGGAGGCGGUCGAGAGACUAGAAGCUAAACUGCAAUCCCAGAUGGACUAUGAAGAGAUUAAAACUGAACUCAGCAUCCUAAAGGUUCUGAAGAUGGCUUCAGCAAAUGGCAACUCAACCCAGGGUUCUUCUAAGGCUGCAGAGGCUCUUUUGCUGGAUAAAGAGGCCUUUCUUCCAUCUCACAAGUACUUGGUGGAUAAGAGCAGAAUAUUGCUCAACAAUGACAAUGACCACUUGGAGGACACAGGUAGGGAGACGGGCAGGCCGCCUGGAUCCUACUCAUCCUCCUCUCAGGCGGACAGUCAUGCCUCUCCCAGCCCAGGUCCCCCCACCUUGGAUGGCUCUUCCUCCAGCCACGAUCUCCCACGCCCGUUCUCUGCUUCACCUUGUUCCGGGGACCGACUGUCAGGCGACCACAUCCUUCACAAGCAGCUCCUCUCCCCACACUUCAAAAAGGAAGGCCUCAUGACUUUCCCCACCGCCCUCUACGCAGCCAAGGUCGCACUCAUGUCGGGCUCUCAAGGCUCCGCGGGGGCCAUCGGCGCCGACGCCGGCCUGCCCAGCGACCAGUCAGAAAGUGGCAGCUCGUCGGCGGGAGACGAGGACCAACUGGACACGGCAGAGAUCGCCUUCCAGGUGAAGGAGCAGCUGCUGAAGCACAACAUUGGCCAGCGGGUGUUUGGCCACUACGUGCUGGGCCUCUCCCAGGGCUCCGUCAGUGAGAUCCUGGCAAGACCCAAACCCUGGAGGAAGCUGACGGUGAAAGGCAAAGAACCGUUUAUUAAGAUGAAGCAGUUCCUAUCUGAUGAACAGAACAUUUUGGCGCUCAGAACCAUCCAGGUCCGGCAGCGAGGGAGCAUCACUCCGCGCAUCCGAACUCCUGAAACUGGGUCAGACGACGCCAUUAGGAACAUCCUAGAGCAGGCCAAGAAGGAGAUCCAGUCCCAGAGGGGGGGUGACGGCAAGUCGUCUCUGAACAGCUCGUCUGGCAGGAGCAGUAACGGAGCAAACAGCGGCUCCGAUGAAACCAUCAAGAACAUCCUGGAACAGGCGAGGAGGGAGAUGGAGGCUCAGCAGCACGCCCUGAUGGAGAUGGAGGUUUGUGGAAGGGCCUCCACCGCCAGCUCAGGAGUUCAGGUAGAACGUCUGGGGCCCCCUGAACGCUCAAGGCCCCUCCCUGUACCCAUCUCCAUCAAACAGGAGGAAGGAGGUUGUGUUACCGUUUGCAUGGCAAACUCUAUCAGCAGCCCCCAGACGCCCCUGAGUGUCCUCUCCCCUGCUGCUUUUGUUCAGAACAUCAUCCGCAAAGUCAAAUCAGAAAUUGGUGAAGCGGGCACCUACUUCGAUCAGCACUGGUCUCAGGAACGAGGAUCUAUGGCACUUAGCAGCGGAGGUAGCUCCCGGCCCUUCAAUUCAGUCUCUCCUUCCCUGUCUUCAUCGUCCUCUGGGCCGUCCACCUUGCCCCGCUCCUGGCCCCGUCUGGAGAACGGCGAGGGCCUCCCCAACAGCGAGGAGGCUUCGGGCGCGGAAGAUGAGCUGGGCCUGAGCCGGCCGGUGGAGGUGAAGGUGGAGUCGGACACCUCGGUGAGCGGCGAGUCCCCCGGACCGGGCCCGGGGCGCCUUUCCUACUACCCGGCGUAUAUUCCCCGCGCACUGAAGCCCACGGUGCCCCCGCUGACCCCCGAGCAGUAUGAGAUGUACAUGUACAGGGAGGUGGACACCAUUGAGCUGACGAGGCAGGUGAAGGAGAAGCUGGCGAAGAACGGCAUCUGUCAGAGGAUCUUUGGUGAAAAGGUGCUGGGGCUUUCUCAGGGCAGUGUCAGUGACAUGCUGUCACGACCCAAACCCUGGAGCAAGCUGACUCAGAAAGGCAGAGAGCCCUUCAUCCGCAUGCAGCUGUGGUUACUGGACCAGCUUGGCCAGAGCCUCAACCCGCCCCUGAACCAGGGCCACACUCAGGAUAAAAGCCCUGUGACAGCACAGUCCUCGCCAUCGCCACCUCCCAGCCCGGCAGAAAGCCACCCAAGUCCGCUAGUAGAGCCUGUUGGUCUGUCCCUGGAGAGCAGUAAGGAGAACCAGCAGCCUGAGAGCCUUGGCUUGGGGCUGCCGGCCCACUCUGAAGGAGGGAAAUCCACUCCCAUCCUCACAGCCCUGCAUCAGCCCACAAACCCCCUGGGCAUCCAGGAGUUGGUGGCCAUGUCCCCGGAGCUCGACACCUAUGCCAUCACCAAGAAGGUCAAGGAGGUGCUAACAGACAACAACCUAGGCCAGCGUCUCUUUGGUGAAACCAUCUUGGGUCUGACUCAAGGUUCAGUGUCCGACCUGCUCUCCAGGCCCAAACCGUGGCACAAACUCAGUCUCAAGGGCAGGGAGCCGUUUGUCCGGAUGCAGCUUUGGCUCAACGAUCCUCACAACGUAGACAAGCUGAGGGCCAUGAAGAAGAUGGAGAAGAAAGCUUACCUGAAGAGGCGUUACGGGCUGCUGAGCACCAACUCUGACAGCGACUCGCCCAGCACUCGCUCUGAGUGUGUGAGUCCAGCCUUGACCUCGCUGGACUUUUGCCCCUUCAGCCAGGUGAAAAAGCCUCGGGUGGUUCUGGGGGCUGAGGAGAAGGAAGCCCUGAGGAAGGCCUACCUGCUGGAGCCCUACCCCUCCCAGAACACCAUCGAGAUGCUGGCCUCGCAGCUCAACCUCAAAACCAACACUGUUAUCAACUGGUUCCACAACUACAGGUCCAGGAUGCGACGAGAGGUCCUGAUGGGGGGUCUGCCUGACAACGACACUGAUGCUGAGCACCACAGCUACUCCCCCCCAGUCACGCGGAGCCCGCCCUCUGACGGAGAGGACAGGAGGCAGCAGAAGCCCUCCAACCUUCCUCGCAACGGCAGCACAGCAUCGCCUCACGUCAAACAGGAAGCCACAGAGAGAGAAGAGGAUGGGGAGGAGGGAAGGGAAGGCUCUACGAAACAGUCAGGAGGACAAGGUUUUCCUUCACCGGGGGCUUUCGCCCCACUGAAAAGCGAGCACGAGGACUCUGACGCCGGCUGCUACGAGCCCAACUUGCCUGGCCAGAGUCUGAAGCAGGAAGAAGGCCUGACCAGCCAGGUUCAGGUGCUCUACCUGGGCACAGAUGCUCCUCAGAGAUCCAGCCAGUCCAGGCACGAAGGGGAGGAAUCUGGAAAGUCACCUGUCGAUCCGGUCAGCUUCAAGGCUUCGUCGGAGCCGUGUCGCAGCAGCCUCGAGGUUUCCCUCAACUCCCCCUCUGCCGCGUCCUCACCCGGCCUCAUGAUGUCAGUGUCUCCAGUUCCCUCCUCCUCUGCUCCCAUAUCACCCUCGUUGCCUAACCCUCCAACAACUAGCACCAGUCACAGCCUGGACGCUAACCCGCUCCCUCCCUUCCAAAGCCCCAAACUCAACAGAAGCACUCAGAGACGCAACGAGAAAAUGGCCAACCUGAAUAACAUCAUUCACAGGCUAGAGAGAGCAGCCAAUCGAGAAGAAACUCUGGAAUGGGAGUUUUAAAGUCCAUUUUCCCCCGUGGCUUCUUCUCCAGAUGCCCCUCGUGGCACACGCCAGGCUCAGAUAGAAGCUUCCUGCAGACUUGAAAGGAGCCCGGCUCCUGAAGGCCUCUCCACUCAUUCUGAUAACCCACAGGAAGUGGGAACGCAGAGUUAGACAUUACACUAAAGUCCCUACAAGAACUUAAGAGUUGAAAAAAAGAAUUUAUAAAGGAGUAUUUGUUUUUGUUCUUUUUCUCUUUUUUUGAUAAUGCAUACUACUUUGAAAUGUAUGUGACAGCACUAGCUGUCGUUUUACCUAUCGGACUUGACAUGAAGACUUUUGCAGCUAUGGUGUCAUAAAAUGUACACUGAAGUUCUGUAGAUUGCCACUGGGUGAGAUUAAAAAAAGACCCCUGUCUUAAGCCAUUAAAAGCACUAUAACUAUUUGAAAAGAGACGUUGACCAAGUUUGCUACUUUUUGAAUAGCAAUUUUUCAAAUUUUGUCUGAGAAUGGACAGUUUAAGUCAAGUAACAUGAAAUCCUAAAACUGACUGAGGGAUAGUCCUUUAAGACUCUAAAUAUUUAACAUCUUGUAUGUACUUAGUUUCUUGGUGAUAUGUUUUGAAACAUUUGUAACUCACACUUAUAAAAUGUGGUUGUACAUGUUGUAGAACUGUCUGCAAUAGCCUUCUCUAAAUCUGAUGUAGCAUGGUACUCACCUGACCCUGUUAUCCUCUGUAGUUAGUCACCUGUGAUUAUGGUUGAGCAAAAACAAAAGAAAAAAGUUGAAAACCCUGCAAAAACAAGAAAAAAAGUCAUGUUAAACCUUAUACUAGAAUACUUUUAGGUGUUUUAUUUUUUAUUUCGUUUUUUUUUUUACUAUUAUUAUUUGGAUAAACCUUGAGGUUUACAAUUUAAAACCCAUGUGCUUUUGGUGGUAAGUGAAACAUUCGCUUCACCUGAGCACAGUUUACAUGAUUUCUUUCAGACUUUUACCUCUCUGACCCUCUAAGGUACUGGUUCUCAGACUGUAAUGAGCCAAGACACAGGACGCUUGGUUUACCUCAGAUUUUGUUGAUACACAUCAUGCUACGACAUGCAUUUCAUUUUUAUACAUACGCAUGACCCACAGUUAUCUGAAUCAGCCGAGAAGAAGUACGUUGCAUCAUGCCUCAAGUGAGAAAUCAUUCCUCCGAGAUCCAACGCGAUGAGCAGAAUCUCUCCUUUUAUGAAGAAAAUGUCGCUGUUUGCAGAGAUAGGUAGGUACUUAUUCCUUUGUGUGUGUAAGGAUCUUUCUCACGGGUAGUUUAUGAUCGAGUGGACAUUAUUAAAAUAGGAGUUGUUGCCGAGACACCGCAGCAUCCAAGCACUAGACUGAGGUCCGCUGAGGAGCUGUGCAUUGAUCUACUGAGGGGCUCAAGGGUAAUGUAUUUGAAAGCGUGAUGCAUACAGUAUGACCUCUCAUCAACAUGAACACGUUCAAUCUGUAAGUACACUAUAUUCAAGAACUCCACCUCAUAUUCUCUUUCACCACUUGUGUAUCGUGUCCGUAGAUGUUUCUUUGUCAUGCUUGCGAGAUGUUCUAUUGUAUUUUGCCUCUGUUUUAUACUCAGAACAGUUAACCAGAUAUCCAAUACCUCGUGUAUGAAGUACUUGCAGCACUUAGAUUUUGAUAAUUGUGAGGACUCAAGAAAAUUUCAAAUAUCAACAUUAUCCUAACUUGGUGUCCACAGGUCUUUGCCUUUACUGUAUUGUUGAAGUUGGUUGUAAACACUUGCACAUGUCUACAUAGUUCAGAGGACUUGGAUUGUAUUAUGUAGAGAUAUAUAUUACACAAUUAUGAAAAAAAAAGUCUUACAUUCUUGGGACAAAAAACGUGCUGAUUAUAUUGAAAUAGAGUGUACAGAUUUAAUAAACCAAACCCAUUCAAGCCAGUUCUGGUCUGGCAAGCUUGCCCACAUUUUAGACCUUCUCUCAGGGUAGUCUUGCUUUUUAAAGCUUUAUUGAAACCGUCGUUCUCAUUGGUGAUGGUGAUUAUUAUAAAUGUGUAGAGAAUGACUCUGGUUACACUGCAUAUUAAAUGAUCAUGUGAGGUUUGAUUAUGGGAAUUUCAACUUUCACACAUAAUGGUGGUUGGUUGGAGAAUUAUUGCAGUUUUGUAAUUCAUUACACAAAUGUGUCAAAGUACAGUGCAGAAUGAAAUUCCCCCGGAAAGAGGUUGAUGGGUUGCUUUCCUGAGAUCAGUAGACUUGCUCUUUAAAACAAUGUUUUUUUUGUUUUCUCUUUAAGCCACAGAAGACUUUCCGCUGGUUUUCUUACCACAAUAUUUUGUGCAUAAUAUACUGUAUAAUUAGAAGUGGCAUUUUCUUAUGUGAAAACUUCAUCGUCUUUCAUUGUAACAAGGACACAUGACUGAAAAAGAAAUGUAUUUACCUUGACCAAUAUCCUCUCAUGUAAAGCUCAUUUCAUUGUUUUGCAUGCAAUCCAUUCUGGACACAUGACAAGGGAUAGACUGUUUUUGUAUUACUGUUCUUGCACAAGGACGUUGAAUCAGCACUUAAGGUCGUCAUGCAGUGGUGAUGUCCAUGCAUGGUGCAGCUGAUAAAUAUGGCUCUAACAAAGUCAUCAUGAUUCCAGUCAAACCGGAACCCUAGAAUGACCUUGUAAUCAUUACCUCCAGGUUAAUAUUUAAAUCAAGAUUAUUUUGUGCCAUAUCGUAUGCCUGAUGCAUUUUCCUCACAGAGAAAUAUCUUGUAGUAAAGUGUGCUCUGAGAGGUGGUGAGGCGUUUGUAACCCAGUUGCGAAAAAGCUAAGCUUUUUUUUUUCCUCUAUUUUUUUUUUUGUCUUACAAGAGCUCUACACAUUAGAUUGUUUGUUUUUAUUUUACAAAUGACAUUAGUCACUAAACAAAGAAGUGGCUUGUCAGUAAAAUUUGAAAGAUUGCAUUCAGACCUGGGAAUAUAAAAACAAUGUACAACUCUGGCACUGGGGACUGUCAUGAUGAAAAUUUGUCAUUUGAAAGUCAGCUGUGAGCCAAUGAAGUGUCCUGCAGUCUCAAAGAACUUUGUAAUGCCUCACUUGUCGGGCUUUUAAAUGUUAUAGACUGAAUGAAAGUAUGCCAAGCGUCAUGGAAAUAAAAUUGCAUAUGUAAG
This is a messenger RNA of Cololabis saira (Pacific saury), 7925 nucleotides long. RefSeq names its product cut-like homeobox 2b (gene cux2b). Bases 194 to 4795 code for a protein of 1533 amino acids. The record is from RefSeq and is a predicted model, not a curated record. Gene Ontology annotation, molecular function: DNA-binding transcription factor activity, RNA polymerase II-specific; DNA binding. The transcript has 22 exons. NCBI's taxonomy places the organism in Eukaryota, Metazoa, Chordata, Actinopteri, Beloniformes, Belonidae. Gene Ontology annotation, biological process: regulation of DNA-templated transcription.